Toxorhynchites rutilus septentrionalis is the source of this 2357-nucleotide messenger RNA. RefSeq lists its product as uncharacterized. The transcript is spliced from 7 exons. Lineage: Eukaryota; Metazoa; Arthropoda; Insecta; Diptera; Culicidae. Gene Ontology annotation, biological process: protein modification by small protein removal. Gene Ontology annotation, molecular function: peptidase activity. The record is from RefSeq and is a predicted model, not a curated record. Bases 379 to 2016 code for a protein of 545 amino acids.
GUCCUGUUUGCUUUGAAGAUGUGAUUAUCGGUGUGAAGCAAUAAUAUCGCAUCUAAUGGAAUGGAAUGGACAAUUCCCCGUCAAAUACAGUAUUUAGUCGAACGAUUGGAGUGCACCGGGAAGGAUUGAGUGGUGAAAUUGCUAAGCUAUCCUUAGAAUUUUUGACAAAAAAGUGAGAGAAAGAGCAAACGUGAAUCACAGAGAUUUAUUUUAAAGCAGAGAUGAUAAUUGAAAUCUAUUUUUUGUUUAUGAAACAGUAAUCUGCGUUGUGACUAAGUGCGAAGCAUAAAAAAGCGUGAUAUAAUCCCUGGUGCUAUAGACGAUAAUUAAACCUUCUUGACCCGAGAAAUUUGUGGAAGGAAGGAAGAAAACACAAAAAUGGAGGAGAGCAGUGAAGUUGUCCUGUACAUUUAUGAUUUGACCCAGGGCAUGGCCGCGAUGAUGUCCCAAAUGUUGCUAGGUCGUCACAUCGAAGGAAUUUGGCACACGGCGGUAGUCGUCUACGGGCGGGAAUACUUCUUCGGUUCACAGGGCAUCACGAGCUGUCCACCGGGAACGACGGUACUUGGCCAACCGCUGAGAAGGGAAACCAUUGGUCAGACUUUCAUCCCUCGUUCCGUGUUCACGGAUUACGUCCGAGGAUUGGCGGAGAGCACUUUCAGAGGCACCCGAUACAACUUACUCCAGCACAACUGCAACACCUUCAGCGAGGACCUCUGUCAGUUCCUGUGCGGUGUUGGAAUCCCAAAGUACAUUCUCGAUCUGCCCCAGGACAUUUUGUCGACACCGUUGGGCCAAAGCUUGGCACCGUUGAUUGCCAGCCUCGGCUCGGGAGGAGAUCCCACGGCAAGUUUUCAGCACGAGGCGGAUUUUGUGGGAGGCGCAGGGAACCAACGGGAACCUAGUCCGGGGUACGAACAGCUCAACAGUCAAAUCGAGCAGGCGCGUCGCGAAUCGCAGGAGUUGAACGACCGGCGGAACAAGAUCCGCGAUAAGAUCGACAAGAAGAACAAGAAGAAAGAGAAAAAGUCCAAGAAGGAUCGUAACUCGACUGACAGUGACCAAAACUCGGCCGGAAUGUCUGAGGGUGAGGCAGAAGCGAUGAAUGGCGUCAAUGGGGUCAACGGAUCGAUUCCGCCCGAGAUGCUGCCAUCGGAGAAAGUGCUGAAGGAGGAAGAAGCCGAGCGAUUGGCUGAGGAAGAGCGCAAAAAGAACCGAGAACAACCUAUCAUAUUCAAAGAAGUGGAUCCGAAAUUAGAGUUGGAAUGUUUGGUGAAUCUAGUCGACGGAAAACUAUCCGAAGAGGAACAGGUAGCCGUUGAUGAGCUGCACCAAUAUUUGCUACUCGGCGAAGGAGCAUGGGCUUUGGGCGAUGGCUUUCUUGUGUUCGUUGGACGCAUGUUUCGUGACGGUUCACUUUCCACGGAAGUUCGCGUUCAUCUGCUUCGUGCCCUAGCUAAUGCCGCCCUGAAAGAUGAUAUUAUUCUGCUGCUACACCAAGAUAGACGAGAACACGUACUGAUGAACUUCGCUCAAGACAUUGAUAGACAUCCACCGGAGGAGCAGCAAGCGAUGGCUCUUUUUAUGUGUAAUUUGUUUGAGAAUGACAACGCUUCCGAGUGGUUGUUGUACAUCUCUGAGUGGUCAUAUAACAAUCAAACGACGUCGAAUAUCCGCGCCACCACAAAGGUAGCCGUCCACUGUUUACUAGCUGCCUGUCCUCGGCUCAAAGACAUCGGCACAGCGCUUGUUCACAAUCUAGCUUGUAAGGAAGUGAAGACAGUAGUGUUCGAUGAUGUCGCUGUUGAGAUUUCGAUGGCCCUGCUGCAGUUCUUCAACCUGGAACCGACAGAGGAACAUCUCUUCCGGACAAUGAAGGCGCUGGCUAAGUUUGUGCAGGUUUCACCAGAUGUCCCCCAAUUCAUCCAGAUGAUUGGUCCCCACCCGAAGACUUUGCGUGGCAAAAGCGAACGGAUCAACGAACUGAUUGAUCAAAUUUCCAAGAAAGUUAGAUAAUUAUUAGUCAAUAGAAGAAGGUAACAUUUUUUUAUAACUGACUAACACCUAUAUUUUCACACGUUAUGUACAAAACAAAGCUACGUUUGGAACAUUGUAACCAAAAAUAUCCAGGUUUGUCCGACUCUUUUUUUUUAAGAAUCAUUUGCAUUUUCAUUGCAAUUACCUAGAAACUAUCACUAGAUACCUAACGGUGGUCAAAUUGACAACUCUAUCUUAUUAGUCUCGUUGCGGCACUCCAAUCACCACUCUUGAGUGUGUGGGAGGAAAUUGUUUCGCCUUCGAGAAAGAGGAAAAUCUGACGCAAUUCGUUGUAGAAAUAAAUUACAUUCUUAUGAAAA